Colossoma macropomum (tambaqui) is the source of this 4732-nucleotide messenger RNA. RefSeq names its product BCL2 associated athanogene 5 (gene bag5). The coding region runs from base 1238 to 2725 and encodes 495 amino acids. Gene Ontology annotation, cellular component: cytosol; membrane; cytoplasm. The record is from RefSeq and is a predicted model, not a curated record. Gene Ontology annotation, biological process: protein stabilization; regulation of inclusion body assembly; negative regulation of protein ubiquitination. Gene Ontology annotation, molecular function: protein-folding chaperone binding; adenyl-nucleotide exchange factor activity. Lineage: Eukaryota; Metazoa; Chordata; Actinopteri; Characiformes; Serrasalmidae. The transcript has 5 exons.
UCACACGUUAGAUCCGGGAGGACUUCCUCCACUCUUCCUGUUGUUACAGAACUGGACGACCAAUAUGUUUUACGAGUCUGACUCCACGAUAAAAGCAGAAAGUCUCAUAUCACUGUAAAACGAGGCAAACGGGGGUUACAGUUCCUAAACAGUGCUUUUGUAGCUGUAGACAGCGUGACGAAACUGCUGAAGACGGAAUGAAAAAUCCAGUUAACUUAUUUAAAAAGUUGACAACUGUAUAAAAGCUGUAAAAACAAAGAUUUUAAAAAUAUUUAAAGAACGUUUCAAACAGCGGGAUGUAUUUACACCGUGUGAUAUGAGAUGGUAAUGGACUAAACUGCUGGUCAUAACGCUUGCGGGUGUUUUGUCCCCUCUGGUCAUCAGUGGGAGUCCCGCUGAUCCCACUGCUGCCCGGGUUGUUUAUCACAGACACUGAUGCUCUGAUGGCUGUGCGCUGGUUAUGCAGGUGGGUAUUUAUCUAAAAGGCACAUCGCACUGCGUUGUUCCUUGUUUACUGGAGUGGUUCUCCGUCUGUUCGGGCGGUUUUGUAGCUUGCUGUGUGUCAGUUUGUGCUGUCGGUGAAGGUGAAUGCUCCCUUUGUUUGUACACUUCAGGGACACAAAGCCUCGCUAAACUGAGAGCACCUGUCCGUCCAAGCGGAUUAUUUUAAAGGCUCGGUGCUAGUUGUUCAAAGCUAAAACGCUCGGUUUUUCAGCCGUUUAUUUAGAGGUAAGGCUAUCUCUGUACGCAUCUUGCCUCUUACACUUUAAACGACACGGCUACGAGUGAGCUAAGCUAGUGACUGACGUUCGUGCACAUAAAAGAUUAAACCACUUCGUCUCCUGGAAGGACGAGAUUAUUGAGGCGCCGCAGUUGUUUUAAAGGCGGGACGGGGCGUGAGUGACCGAGGCUUGUAGCAUCGUGUCAGGAAAGGCGGGACGUUGAGGGACAGCGGUUGUAUUAAUAUAUGAGACGUACGUCUGCGUAGGGAGUGUGUGAGCUCCAGCAGCAGCUCCCUCCUGGUCUCUGAAUUGGUUUCCCCGGUCUGUCUAUCUGCGCCUGGGCUGCGUGGGAUGGGAGGGGCGCCAAUGCAGCUCAGCUCGGCUGAACGCAGAUCUGCUGCUUAAAACCUCCGAAUGCAGACCGGCUGCAAACUCAGCGUGUCAUCGAUUACUGAAGUACCACAAGGCGCCCAACGCUUCAGCAGCACUGCUUAUGGAAACGGGCCUCUUCAGAAAUGUGCGCGAACGUCUUCGGCGUGUUGAAGAGCCUUUUCGGGAAGCCCUUUGAUGGUGGGAAGCGGACCAUGGAUCAUGGCAGCCAGCAGCAGCAGCAGACUCAGCAGAUGCCAGGGCCGUUCCAGGGGUUCGCAGGGCCUCAGGGUCCAUGUCCUGGCCAGCACCCUACCCUGGUACGGCUGGACGAGCUGCAGAGGGAGGUUGCCAUGCUGGGCCAGCAAGUGUGCUCCUUCAGCGGCCUUCAGAGCGACAGAGAGUACAAGCGUUUGGAGCGUGAGCUGACCCGGCUACUGCUGGAGAUCGAUCAGGUGGAGACAGAGGGGCGGAUGGAACUGCAGCAGGCUAGAAAGCGGGCAGCAGGAGAGGUGGAGGGGCUGCUGCGCUACUUGGAGGGCAAUGCCACUCACCCGUCUCGACUAGCCAUAGAGGAGCUGAGCCGGGAGGCACAGAGCCUUCUUUUGGCUGGAGUGGUGGCGCCAUUCCGGCAGGGUCAGGCCCAGGAUGCCUCUGAGACUGGUGAGGAGCUGGUGGAGGCUGUGCAGGAUGUGGCCAUGCGGCUGGCCCAGGUGAAGACAGGUGGGAGCGUGCCUCUCAGAAAGGCUCGGUACCGAGCUCUCACCCGUGUCUGUGCUGUACAGGAAGUGCUGGAGGGCCGCGUGCGCAUGCACACACUCGCACUGCCUUUGUCUGAUGAGACCCAUGAAGCCGUGCAGCGCAUCAAUCAAGUGAUGGUUCAGGUGAGUGGUGCCCGCUGCCAGCUGGUGGCUCUGCUCAUGGGGUUGAGUGGACGUGACAGUUGUGCCCACUUAGCGCGGGUCCUUACCGAGCUGCUGGUGGAACUUGAUGCCCUGGAUGUGUCCAGUAACACAGCGGUCAGGAACUACAGGAAACAGGUGGUGGAGGAGAUCAAUGGCCUACUCAAACACAUCGACCUGGAGGGGGAGGGAGAUGACACUUUCAGGUAUGACUUGGCCCAGAACGACUCCAUCCGUGAGAUUGAGGCUAUCCGAGGGCGCGUCUCUGUGCUACGUGGGGAGGUCCUCCGGCAGGGUGUAGCAGGGCAGGGGGCGGAGCUGCAGAGUCUUUUAACUCAUCUGGACGAAGUAGACACAGGGCGGAACCCCUGCAUCAGGGAGGCACGGCGAAGGGCUGUGCUUGAGAUCCAGGCUGUCAUCACCUACCUGGACCUCCAGGAAGCCCUCGGGCGCCGUAAUCCUGGCGCGGAUGAACCUCCGCCUCAUGCGGCUGUGUGGCGCGUUCUGGCCAGCUUGUCCGACUUGCAGGCCCAAGUGCUAGGCUUUGACGGUAAGAGAGCUGACAAGAGCUACAUGGUGCUUGAGGAGUUGCUGACCAAACAGCUGCUGGCUCUGGAUGCUGUGGACCCUCAGGGGGACCAGGGAACCAAAACUGCCCGUAAGCAAGCAGUCAAAUAUGCCCAGAACAUCCUCAGCUACCUGGACAUGAAGACGGACGAGUGGGAAUACUGAGAGCGAGGAGAAGUGGUGCAGAACGUUGGAAUUAAGUGGAAAAAGUGCUUUGAAAAAGUUUUGUGCCUAGUUUAUGUUAUGACAGUAAAGGACAAGAACAGUGCUGUGGACUUGGUCACAAACAAAAAAAACAUGUAGUUUGUAUAUAAGAAACUUUGCCCUGGACAGUAGAACUCUUACCCCUACAUGCACUGCAGUUGCUGCUUUUGAUUUUGUCUGGUUAUCACCCUCAUAGUUGUACCUGAAAACAGCAGUUUUGUUCAAUACAUUUGUCUGCAAGCAAACAAACAUACACAGCAUUCAAGUGUUAUUGUUACAAUUCCGACUCCAUCAUGUGCUUCUGCGCUUCUAGAGGUUUCUCCUUUUCAUAGCUCAACUUGUGCUGUUGAUUGAUGUGGUGUGGUGCUAAACCCUGUUUUGCUGCCAAAAAAACCUGCUUCCUGGUGGACCAUUUGCCUGUGUGGAGCUUCUCGUAACUGGGAGGAGGUUCAGAUGCAGUCUUUACUCAGUAUAGAUACAACACCAGACUGUAGAAAUACCUACAUAAUGACUUCCAAAACCCACCUCACUAGUGUGGCAGCGCAUAGCCACAUGAGUUACACAAAACAGGCAGUCCGUAUUUGAACUCUGUGGAUUUCGUUUGCUGGACUGAGUGAAUCUCGAGAUCUCUCACAAACCCAGAUGUAGUCCCAGCUACUCUGACCCAAAUAUGACAGCUAAUCUGAGUCAAAGAUAGUAUGAAGUCUUUUCACUCUCAUCAUUCCCUGUGUUUCUUGUGUUCAGUCUUUAGUUUUUAUUUUGUUUUUAAGCUCAUGUUGACAAAAGGCAGACAUCCAUAGCAGAUAUGGAAAAUGCUGUGUGGGAGACAUUUGGGAAGUUUUUUGUUCCCAUGAAGAGUGGUGUGGGAGUGGAGCAGGCAGGCCCUGAGGUCUGUUAGAAAGAGAUUAGUUGGAAAAAAUCAAUUCUCCAAAUCAACACCCAAGCUGUCUUCUGUGUAUAUACCAUGUAAUGCAGUUUCAGCAUGAUCCAAUAGAGGAGGGGUGAAAAUGUAUUUAGCUGUUGUGAGCUGAAGUGUUAGAAGGCCAGUUUUCCAGUCUGCAACCAAGUCAGUGGAGGAGUAAUGGAAAGACUGAAGGCUUUUCUGGUCUUCCUUACUGGUUGUCAUUGUUAGGAGAAAAGUGUGUCUCAAAGCCUUCUGGGAACAUGGUGUGUGGAUAUGUGUGUGUGUGUCUGUUUUAUUUUUGGGCAUGACAGUGAUCAAAGCAGACAGGGGCAUUCUAGAACAUUCUGCACAGGAGUGGGAGAGGGUGACGGGCUAUUAAAAAAGCACCUAAAAAUCUUAAUGCCCCCUUUUUCCGUGCUUAAAUGGUCAGAGUUGUCAUGGUAACUGACAUUAGGGCUCUGUCCCCUCCUCCUGCUGAGGUCAUAGGAACGUUCUCCUGGUGGUCAGUGAGUCAUGCUGCAGUUUGAUCAGAUUAACACUUCAGCUCUUAGUAACUAGCCUCUCACCAGCCCUGACAAUCGCUGUUUUCCUUUGUCAUCAGUUUUUUUUGCUUCUGAGACACUGCAGGAGGAUGUUGUUUGUUGGUCAUGAAAAACAGAGCAGGAGUGUCAGCUUCAUGUGUUUAAAUAUUCAUCAGAAGCACAAGGCCUGGGGUGAUCAGUGCAUGCCGUGGCCAGUAAUGUGGCAUACAUUUGCACUCAAGACUGAUGAGGGAGCAUCCUGUGUUUUGAUAUGUUUGUUUAAGUUAUCAAAAUGCAAGAUGCUACUUUUUUGUUUGCAGUAGAGCCUGUGGAUUUUUUUGGUAUCACCAAAUACCACAAUGUAUGGAUUAUUAGUGAUGACAAUGCCAGGAUUUGAGCUCUCCUAACAAUAGGGUGCAACCUUAGGAAUGAUGGUUAUAGUUAUCACCAGAAUAACAUCUUAAAACACACAAAAAAAACAUGUUUCUAUGAAGAGAACAAAUGAAGACAGGAAAAAUGAAAGUUAAUUAACUGACACUAAAA